UUCUCUAGUCACUGUGAUCUUUGGAGCAGAGACGGUGAACGGACUAGCACGAUGAAGGCAAUCCUCGCCACGGCCCUCCUCGCCUUGAUUUCGGGUACAGCUUACGGCUACCCGAAAUUAGUUUUCAAGCCCGGUGCCGGAUUCGGCAGUAGUAGCUUCGGCAACGGUGGACCUGGUUUCAACUUUGGUGGUGGCAGCUUCGGCAACGGAGCUGCUGGUUUCAAGCCUGGUGCCGGAUUCAGCGGUGGCAACUUCGGCGGACCUGGUUUCAAGGCAGCUGGCGCUGGCAACGGGCUCGGCGGUGGCUUCGGAGGCGCUGGCUUUAACGCAGGUGGCGGCGUCGGCUACGGUAGCUUUGGCUACGGAGGAGCGGGUUUCGAGUUCGGUGCUGGAAACCUUGGCUUCGGGGCAGCUGGUUUCAAGGCAGGCUCUGGCAACGGUGCUGGUAACUUCGGCUUUGGAGGACCUGGUUUGAACUUCGGUACCGGCAACGGUUUCGGCAGUAUCGGCUUCGGAAGCCAGGGUCUCAAGGCAGCUGGUGCCGGCCUUGGACUCGGUGGUGGCUUCGGAGGAUUUAAGUCGGGAUCUGGCAAUGGAUUCGGCAGCUUCGGCAACGGAGGACCUGCUUUCAAUCCUAGUGUUGGCUUCCGGGCUGGAUAUGCCCAGGGUUUCAGCGCUGGCAUUCAAAAACUCGGCUUCAACAAUGGCUACGGUCCAUACUGAACACGUAAGGCUGCUUGCAAUGCCCUGAAAUAACAGUAAAUGGUCACCGAGUUCAACGCUCUUUGGUCAAGCUGAUUGAUGGUUACAAGGAGGCGUUUUUAGAACGUUUUGAGUAGGUCUUCAGCAAGCUGUUUCUGUGUGCCCAUCAACGCCUUAAGAGAUUAGAUUCUGUCAUAAGAUGGUGGAUGAAUACGGGCUUCACAUGAUAAGUCCAUUUUCACAACUCAGGAAUAUGACGAGAGUGCUAUCAGUCAAUAAAAUCAA
This is a messenger RNA of Rhipicephalus sanguineus (brown dog tick), 987 nucleotides long. RefSeq lists its product as uncharacterized. Bases 52 to 723 code for a protein of 223 amino acids. The record is from RefSeq and is a predicted model, not a curated record. The transcript has 3 exons. NCBI's taxonomy places the organism in Eukaryota, Metazoa, Arthropoda, Arachnida, Ixodida, Ixodidae.